GGAAGUUUGGGCGGUGGUUGAGUUGAGUGAACUCCUCGAUUUUUUUUUCACCAGACUUCAGGUAGAGACCAAAAAGAAAAGAAAAUGUCGAGCAAACGCGCCAAGGGAAAGACCACCAAGAAACGCCCCCAGAGGGCAACCUCCAAUGUCUUUGCCAUGUUUGACCAGUCUCAGAUCCAGGAGUUUAAGGAGGCCUUCAACAUGAUCGACCAGAACCGCGAUGGCUUUGUGGACAAGGAGGAUCUGCAUGACAUGCUGGCUUCUCUGGGAAAGAACCCUACGGAUGACUAUUUGGAGGCCAUGAUGGCAGAGGCUCCAGGGCCCAUAAACUUCACCAUGUUUCUCACCAUGUUCGGUGAGAAGCUGAACGGCACCGACCCAGAGGACGUCAUCCGCAACGCCUUCGCCUGCUUCGACGAGGAGGGCACCGGCUUCAUCCAUGAAGACUACCUGCGUGAACUGCUGACCACCAUGGGCGACCGUUUCACAGACGAGGAGGUGGAUGAGCUGUUUAGGGAGGCGCCCAUUGACAAGAAGAGCAACUUCAACUAUGUGGAGUUCACACGCAUCCUCAAACAUGGAGCCAAAGACAAGGACGAUUGAAAACCCCCAAAAAUGAGCCCACCCCGAAUCUCUCCUCCCCUCCUCUACCCCCCCCCCCCUUUUUUUUUUCCAGCGCCCUCAGCAACAAGGGGAGUCCACAUACCCUUGCUUUGCAGGCUCUCAUAACAACCUGCCAAAAGCCUGACCGCGUGUGUGUGUACCUUGUUACAUCUGCAAUACAUGCAUACUGUUGUCUGCCUCAGAGGUUUAAAAAGAUAUGGCCCUUUUUUGUUUUUUCCUCCAUGCUUUGAUAUGAAAGGGUUUUUAAAAAAAUGUGAAGAUCUCUGGAAAGGCACCCUUUUGCUCUUGUGAUGGCCGGUUCUUGCUGAAUUUUUACAUUUUAUAAUAAAUAUGAACUUUUUAAAAUAAAUUAC
Chanos chanos (milkfish) is the source of this 977-nucleotide messenger RNA. RefSeq names its product myosin, light chain 12, genome duplicate 1 (gene myl12.1). The transcript is spliced from 4 exons. NCBI's taxonomy places the organism in Eukaryota, Metazoa, Chordata, Actinopteri, Gonorynchiformes, Chanidae. The record is from RefSeq and is a predicted model, not a curated record. Gene Ontology annotation, molecular function: calcium ion binding. The coding region runs from base 85 to 603 and encodes 172 amino acids.